AUGAAACUAUUCAUUAUCGCACUUUUGGCUACUGUAGCCACAAUUCAGGCUUCACCUUUAAAUGCGAGCUGCACUGUUACCUCCUACUCCGGAGUAGCUGCAGCCCUACAAAGCUGCAUCUCGUUGAUACUGAAACUGAAAGAUAUAACUGUCCCAGCUAAAACUACUCUGGCACUGAAUUUGAAAACUGGAGCUUCUUUGACGUUCGCUGGUACUAUCCGUUUCGCUUUUGCUGAAUGGGCAGGACCUCUGAUGAAAAUUAAAGGCAGCAAGGUUACAGUUAAUGGUCCAAAAUACUGGGAUGGAAAGGGCGACAAUGGAACUGUAAAACCCAAAUUCUUCAGAAUAAAAACCACUGGUGGAUCGACUGUCAACACUGCAAGCGACACAGUCUUGGACAAUUUCAACAUUGAUGUUUCUGCCGGAGACAAAGGCGCUUUGGGUCACAACACUGACGGUUUCGACGUAUCCAGCUCUGCAGGCAUCACGGUCCAAAACAGUAUAGUCAAGAACCAAGACGAUUGCGUGGCCGUUAAUCAAGGAAACAACUUCAUUUUCCGCAACUUGACUUGCUCUGGUGGUCACGGAUUGAGUUUGUCCGUCGGUCAAAGUUCAGCAAGCGGUUCCCCGAACACAGUUAAAAAUGUAGUGUUUUCUGACUGUACCGUAAUGAACUCAGAUAAUGGUAUCCAUGUCAAGACCCACUCAGAUGCUGGUACCGGUCUGUGUCCGACUUCACUUACAAAAAUAUCAAAUUGUCUGGCAUCAGGAAGUAUGGCAUCAACAUACAAGAGGACUACGAAAAAGGUCAUUCCUCUGAAACACCGAAAGGCAACAUUCCAAUCAGCAAAUUCACCAUGA
This is a messenger RNA of Ceutorhynchus assimilis (cabbage seed weevil), 861 nucleotides long. The record is from the annotation of a GenBank genome assembly. NCBI's taxonomy places the organism in Eukaryota, Metazoa, Arthropoda, Insecta, Coleoptera, Curculionidae.